Molecule: messenger RNA, 2987 nt
Organism: Cyprinodon tularosa
Lineage: Eukaryota; Metazoa; Chordata; Actinopteri; Cyprinodontiformes; Cyprinodontidae
Product: dual specificity mitogen-activated protein kinase kinase 6-like
Exons: 12
Coding region: 314-1321 (335 amino acids)
Biological process (GO): protein phosphorylation; MAPK cascade
Molecular function (GO): MAP kinase kinase activity; ATP binding
Source: RefSeq, a predicted model, not a curated record
CAUCACGUUGCUGGAGUCCUCAGCUGUCAGACUUUGGCCACCCCGGCGAAGGUUUUUGUUAGCAAACUAACUCGAACUGCUCGGCUUUACUCAAGGUUUAAAGUUGUGCACCUUGCUGCCAAGCGUUUUUUUUAGCAGGUAUUUUAGCGCUAGGCUAGCUCCAAGGGAAAGUGCUUAUUUUUGUCCACCUUUAGAUAUUUGCACCCACGAAACAGCGUUCCUGAGCGGGUUUAAGAGUAGAUGCAGGGAGGGGGGAAUAGAAAAAGGCAAAAGUCUUUGUGCUUCCCUUCCCCCUCAUCAAAGAAAAGGGGAAAUGUCUUUAUCCAAAGGCAAGAAGAGGAACCCAGGGCAGAAGCUACGCAUAGAUGAUCUUCCACCUACACCGCCCCAAGCUACAGCGCCUCCUCGAGACCUAGACUCUAAGGCUUGUGUCACAAUCGGAGAUCAGAACUUUGUGGUGGAAGCUGAUGACCUGGAGCAGAUUGAAGAGCUGGGGAGGGGCGCCUACGGAGUGGUGGACAAGAUGAAACACGUCCCCAGUGGUGUAAUCAUGGCCGUCAAGAGGAUUCGUGCAACAGUUAAUAGUCUGGAGCAGAAGAGGCUCCUGAUGGACUUGGACAUUUCCAUGAGAACGGUGGACUGCUUCUUUACUGUGACUUUCUACGGUGCCCUUUUUAGAGAGGGAGAUGUUUGGAUCUGCAUGGAACUAAUGGACACGUCUUUGGAUAAGUUCUAUAAAAAGGUUAUUCAGAAAGGCCAGACGAUUCCAGAGGACAUCCUGGGCAAAAUCACAGUAGCAAUUGUCAAGGCUUUAGAACAUCUGCACCACAACCUCUCAGUGAUACACAGAGAUGUGAAGCCCUCCAAUGUCCUGAUCAACGCUCAGGGUCAGGUGAAAAUGUGUGACUUUGGCAUCAGCGGCCACCUGGUGGAUUCUGUGGCCAAAACAUUGGACGUCGGCUGCAAGCCGUACAUGGCGCCUGAGAGGAUCAACCCCGACCUCAAUCAACAGGGUUACAGUGUUAAAUCAGACAUCUGGAGUCUUGGCAUCACUAUGAUUGAGCUGGCCAUUCUGAAAUUCCCAUAUGACUCUUGGGGUACCCCAUUCCAGCAGCUCAAGCAAGUGGUGGACGAGCCGUCCCCACAGCUGCCUUCAGAUCGCUUCUCCCCAGAGUUCGUAGACUUCAUCUCGCAAUGCUUAAGAAAGAGACCAGAUGAAAGGCCGGCCUACACAGAAUUAAUGAAGCAUCCAUUUUUCACUCUGCACGACUCUAAAGAGACAGAUGUGGCCAGCUUCGUCAAGGUCAUCCUGGAUGAUUGAUGGGCUCAAUGCAGGCUCCACCUCGUCAACAUGUGGACCUGUCAUCGAAUCAAUGGCCCCUCCCAAUUUUUUUUUAAUGAGUAAAAAAAACAAAACUAAACUCACUGGAAUAAUAGACUCCCAAACGCUCCCAUUAUGGGAGGAUAAAUUAGACUGACAGCACCUCAGGACAGGGAGAGCGAUGGUAAAGUGAACUUAUGCGGUCACUCCUUUAAGCUUCGUGUGUGGGCAGCUCUCCAACUUGACAAAAUAUGAACUCGGUUCAAUCAGCUGUUUUGUAUUGGCCCCCAUAACACACACAUAUUCCCUCUAACUCCUCAGAGCCAGCUCAUUAUAUGUUUGUAACAUCUUGUUGAUGAAUUAUAUAUGCAAAAUCAACUCUUUUAUUUGGGUGUGCUGAAAGCUAUUUUUUGCAUAUUUAAAACGUUUUUCUCAUGAUAGUGAAGGUUUUGAUACUGUUUAUGGUUGAAGUGCGAAUACAACGACACCCAAGCCUUCUCUGUCUGACCUCCUUUUGCCAUGAUGUGAUUGGUCAGAACAAAGGCUGCAGCCUGUGGGAGGCUCAGGGGCGAAGAGAAAACUGAAUGAAAAUGUCAGAGGUUCACCUUCCGGGCAGGAGGAUUCAUUCCUGGAGUACUCGGCGUUGUGACUGUAAAGCAUCCCGUAUUGGCUUCGAUCAGAAGCAGCCAUCGCUCUGUAUUCAUCCCUCUCUGGUAUCAAAGAGUCAGCUCAAGUGUUGUGAUGUUACUACCUGAUAGUAUUCAGGGGUUUUCAUAAUCAAGCUUAAAGCUUGAUCUAUUUCUACGUGCCAUUUUCCAAGUUGUUCUGAUGUAAAACUGCAUUAAUUCUGUUUCCUAUUUUUGGACUUGCUAUGGUUUUGAUUUAUGUUUUAUCAAUAUUUCAAUGUUUUCUCUGCUUGUGCCCAUCUUUUGAAAUCAGAAGUCAGUUUAAUCUUUUUGUAUGAGGCACUUAUGUUUUUGUGUUUGAUUGUUCCAGAGAGCUUAAUAUGCCUUACAAAGAUGGUGUUUUAGGGAAGUAAUUUAUAUGCUGAAGAUGUAAAUAUUAUUCCCUAUUUUUUUUAUGUAACAUGACACUGUCUAAACCUGUCAGUGUAGCUGGAUGGAAGUUGUUAGUGUUAGUUUAAAUGCAGUGUGCCAGAUAUACACAGACUGUACUCAUAUGGCCAGCUGAAUAUCCUACAUUUAUAGGACUGCUGCUCUGGUUUUCUGUGCUCUCCCAUACUCUAUGCAGAGGCAUAAAUUAUUCCUGUCAGACUAUACAUACUAUGCAGAGGCAGUUUUCCUUUUCCUUUUCAGAAACCAAUGAUAAUACUAUAGCUGUCUGUGCAAUGUCUCUGGUAAGCUUUGCCACUUUCUUUUUGGAAACUAGUGAGUUGGUUUUCAUUAUUUGGAAUAAUAAGGGAACGCUAGCAAAACCUCAGAAGCUGCUGUUCUUGAAACCUUUUUUUUCUAUCAGUUGGCCUCCUUUUAGAUGGUCAAUCCUUUUAUGUAUAAAAGUCUUGGUUUUAUAUUUACACUGAUCACAGUAAGAAUGGAACACUUGCUCUACCUCUUACUUUUUCAAUCUUUUUGGCCGCUUUUCAUUGGGUGGCACUGACAAACUUGAACUAUAGAAAGACAAAAAAAAUAAAUAAAGGCUGUAUUCA